AUGAUGCACAACACCCGAUUAGCGGCCACCUUGCUGGCCUGCCUUACGAUCUUUCCGAACUUUAUUAAUGCUUUCUGGCGUCUGCCAUGUCGCGGGCGACUUGGCGUCGCUCGAUUGGAUCCUUUGAUAGACCCAGGAAAGGUCGCAUCGCACGCGCACUCCAUUCACGGCGCUGGAAGCUUUAGUAUGAACUCCAAUCAACAGACCUUGCAGAAAUCCAGUUGCACGUCUUGCGCUGUGAUGCAAGAUAAGUCCGCUUACUGGACUCCUACUCUCUACUUUAUGCAUCCAAACGGCAGUGCCGAAUUGGUAGAGCAGGUGGGAGGCAUGCUUGCCUACUACCUCCUCUACGGAGAGAAUGUAACUGCUUUCCCUCAGGGCUUCCGGAUGAUCGCAGGGGAUCCAUUCCAGCGCAACUUCACCUGGCCAGUUCCAGACCCUCCCAAGUCCCUAUGGAAGGGCGCCCAGGAAUCUCAGCGUGCUCUUCGCCAGAAGGCUCUUGGAUUCAACUGCUUGAACUAUGCCGAAGCGGCAGAGCCGUCUCUUUACCGCCAUUUUCUACCGAACAAGACUUUUUUGGACGAGCACUGUACCGAUGGAAUCCGGCUGGAGCUGAUGUUCCCAUCGUGCUGGAAUGGUAAAGAUGUCGAUUCCCCGGACCACAAAUCUCACGUCGCCUAUCCCUCACUUGUCAUGGAUGGAACCUGUCCAGAAGGAUAUGAGACCCGACUAGUCUCGCUCUUCUACGAGACUAUCUGGAACACAUACGCAUUCAAAGAUAAAGAAGGAUUCUUCACUCUCGCCAAUGGCGACCCAACUGGAUUUGGGUAUCACGGCGAUUAUUUGCAGGCCUGGGAUGACGGCGUGCUGCAGAAAGCCGUCAACACUUGCACAAAUGAGACGGGUUUGAUCACUGAUUGCGAUAUCUUUGAUCUGCAGAACGAGACAGAUCAAAACCAAUGUCAGCUUGACUUGCCGCCGCAGCUUCAGCAUGAGAAUGUUCAUAUGCAUGCUGACGGCCUGCCGGGGAAUAUGCCUAUCGAAUGGGGUCCGGGAUAUGCUAUGCGCGCUGAUAAAUUGCCCGGACACCCAACUACGACCACCGAGCCUGUCCCAAGCAUUCCUACGAUCCCGUCACUGUCGAUACCUGAUCUGUCAAUACCUACUUUGGACCUUGAUCCAACCCCACUUUUUGACAAGUUGCAUGUCAUGAACACCGCCGAAGCCGCUGCAGAUCCGACGACCACUGACCCGGCUCCUGCAUCUACUGAUUCUGUUGAAAUCGAUCCGGUCACUCGAGAGAUUAUCUACAUGGAACAAGAUAUCAUAGUCAUGGUCAAUGGCAAGGGUGAACCUUACACUACGAGCACAGGGAGGAUAUAUACCAAGUCCACCACAACGACAACAAUUAGCAAGGCCACCACUGUGGUCUUUCAGGCUGAAAAGAAUGAUACGCCAGAGAAACCAGUCAAACAUGAUCACGCCCGGAGGCAUGCACACAAUUAUAACUAUGGUCACCUGCGUCACAAGAGAGACUUGUUCUAG
This is a messenger RNA of Penicillium lagena, 1545 nucleotides long. RefSeq names its product DUF1996 domain-containing protein. The transcript is spliced from 3 exons. Lineage: Eukaryota; Fungi; Ascomycota; Eurotiomycetes; Eurotiales; Aspergillaceae. The record is from RefSeq and is a predicted model, not a curated record. Bases 1 to 1545 code for a protein of 514 amino acids.